This is a messenger RNA of Rhododendron vialii, 2033 nucleotides long. RefSeq lists its product as uncharacterized. The record is from RefSeq and is a predicted model, not a curated record. The transcript has 2 exons. The coding region runs from base 840 to 1841 and encodes 333 amino acids. Lineage: Eukaryota; Viridiplantae; Streptophyta; Magnoliopsida; Ericales; Ericaceae.
AUCUCUAACGUCGAAGUUUCUAGAUACGAGCUCCGGGCAUAAGUCAAGGAGAAUACGAGUUCAGUAGCGUUCUCUCCUCUCUCUUCUCUGUCUCCCUGUGGCUGCGAAACAGGAAUCUCUCUUCUCUAAUCAGAUCGAUUUUCUUUUAGUAGCUUUCAAUUUAGGGUUUUCCUAAUCACCGAAAUCACAACCUAUGGUUUUUGGUUUUGAAAAAAUUUCCCAAUUUGUGUGGGGUCUAUUUGGCUGGUGCUUGAGAUUCGAAUGGUGCUUCUUUUUUUUUAUCGAUUUAUUUAUUUCUUAGUUUGACUGGAUCUAUGUAUUUUUGUGGUGUAGUUGGUCUAGACUUCCAGUGUUUCUACUUAAUGUGUUGUUUGGAGAGUGGUAAUGUUUUAUGCCUUCAUAUCGAAUUUUGGAGUUCAAGAUUCCAUGACUUAUGUCAGAGGAACUUUAAUGGGAAACCCACGCUAAAUCUGAAUAUUUUCCCCACUUAUUGAAGAGCUUUAGAUUGAUUCCCCUAGGUUUACUGGUGAAUGUAGUUCAGCUUAUUUGGGGAUAUGCUAGGCGAGGAAAAAAAUUCUUUGACAAAAUCUUGGCCUUGGAGUUGGAGACUUGUUUUUCAUUUUUUCUUUGGUUUAUGCUAUUUUACCUAUCUUUUUCCAUAGAGUUUCUUGAUGUGGAUCUGUUCUUCUCAUAAACGUCGUGUUUGAACUAUUGCAGAUUUUUGUGUGUAGUGUGUUCUUGGCGUGGGGCUUUCAUAAAUUAGCAAUUUGAAGGCAGUUUCGGUUUGGUCUUUACAGUCUUCUUGCAAAAGAUGUACUUCUGGUCAUCUUCAUGCCAAAAUGCAGGUUUUGAGUUGCUUUUUCCUGCAAAUGGACUGCAAGAAGUUCAUCCAGUUGGUCGAGGAGAAAAAGAAGAGGGUUUUGGAGAAGAAAGAAGCACCCUUGAAAUGGGAGCAGAAGCUCGAAGCUGCCGCAAAGGCAAAAGCUGAUGCUGAAGCCAAGGAGAAGAAGCUCAAGACUGCAAAGCACAAAAGGAGGUCUUUGUCACGGUCUGAUAAUGAUAGUGAGAGUGACAGCAGUGAGAAUGGCAGAAGGACCACCAAGAGGACCCACAAAAAGCACAAGAAACAUGGUCAUGACGAGAAGAGGAAGGAGAGGAAGUCCAAGAGGAAACCAAAGGGACGAUCCUCAGGAUCUAGUCAUGAUGAUAGUAGUGAUGAAUAUGACAGCGACUUGCAAGAAGAGAGGAGAAAGAAGCUUGUCCACAGGAAGCUUAGGCGUCAUGAUUCAAGUUCAGAUUCUUCCAGCGAUGAUGGUGCAGCAAGAAGAAGUCAUUCAAAACAUCAAAAUCAUCAUCGGCGGUCUCAUUCUAGUGACUCAGAUUCUUUAAUUGACGAGGAUUACAAUGCAAUGAAGAGGAGAAGCCAUGCAAAGCAUCACAAUCAUCAAAGGCGUUCGGAAUCUGAUGAAUCAGAUUUUAGUGAUGAGAACAGUAAUCCUAUCAAAAGGAAAAGUCAUGCAAGAAAGCACCACAAAAGUCAUCUUCGAUCUCAUAGUCAUCAUGACCUGAAGACUUCAGAUUCUGAUGACCGAUGGGGGAAUCGUAGGAGCCGAUCUCUGGGAAAAUCAUCUGAUGACAAUAAUGAAGAAUUGGGUAGAAGGGCAAAGCACAAAAGCAGUCAUCACCACCACCACAGUCAUCACAAGCAAAAGUCAGAUGAGCCGGAGUGGGCAAAUGAUCAACCUCAGCAAGAAACUGAUCCGAAUGGAAAGCAGACAGAAGAUGCACCCAAGGAAGCGAACCAGGAGAACGGUGGUUCUCAUGAUCCCCAACAUGGUUAGGGCCAAAAACAUUUGAUUUUUAUAUUCAGGGAUUUACUUCAGAUCUGCUGUGUUCUGUUCUUGGUCUAUAUGAUUUCUUUGAACUUUAACAGUGACAUUGUUCCAUUAAUUGACCUUGAAAUGUGUGACCGUCUCUUUGAAACUCCAAUUAUAUUGAUGGUGUGAUAUCGGGAUCUGGGAUCUGUUUUCCAA